Messenger RNA from Ctenopharyngodon idella (grass carp), 2142 nucleotides. It is a transcript of the gene cdkn1bb, whose product is annotated as cyclin-dependent kinase inhibitor 1Bb. The transcript has 3 exons. Gene Ontology annotation, cellular component: nucleus; cytoplasm. The record is from RefSeq and is a predicted model, not a curated record. Lineage: Eukaryota; Metazoa; Chordata; Actinopteri; Cypriniformes; Xenocyprididae. Gene Ontology annotation, molecular function: protein-folding chaperone binding; cyclin-dependent protein serine/threonine kinase inhibitor activity. The coding region runs from base 410 to 943 and encodes 177 amino acids. Gene Ontology annotation, biological process: G1/S transition of mitotic cell cycle; negative regulation of cell population proliferation; regulation of cell cycle.
UCUUUCUCUCGGACUGUGAGUGGGGGAUGUGCGUUGAGAGAAGGCGGAUCUCCGAGGCACCAAUCCACGGCGUUCCUUUGGUGGUUUAAAGAGCUCUUUGUGUCAAUCACGCGUUUUUUUCGUUCUCUAUCCCCCUUCAUCGCCAUAUUGGGCGCAGAAAAGCCUCGCCUUGUUAUUUCUCUUCCCCUCUUUUACUACGACGCGCAGUUGACAGGAGUGGCCAUCGAGAACGCUGCUUUUGUUUUGAUGAUCGUCGCUUGUCCGUGUUUUUACGACUUCUGCUCGGCGCUCAUGCGGCGCACUCGGGGCGAGUUUUGCCUGCACGCCCGUCGUUUUGGAUCGCGUUAACGCAGGAGGGAACGCUUUAUAACAGCUGUUGGGUUUGCGUUUUUGACUCGAACGCCUUAACAUGUCUAACGUUCGCUUGUCUAAUGGCAGCCCGACGCUGGAGAGGAUGGAGGCGCGACUGUCCGACCAGCCCAAGCCGUCGGCGUGUCGGAACCUGUUCGGCCCGGUGGAUCAUGAAGAGUUAAAGAAGGAUUUCCAACGGCAACUGAAGGCGAUGGAGGACGCGUCGGCGGACGAGUGGAACUUCGACUUCUCCACACACACGCCGCGCGCCGACGGCAGAUUCCAGUGGGAAGCGCUGGAUAUUCGCUCGGUGCCCGGCUUCUACAGUAGUUCGGAGCGGGGAAAGGGCUCCAAUCUUCAUUUGUGCUCCUCUGGGAAUAAUAACGACAAUAAUGUGGAUGUUAAUGGGAAUCACGACUGUCGGGUAACGGAUCCGAGCGCGGAGACGCCCGAAACACCUCGCGAGCCGAGGAAAAGACCCUCCUGUCUCGACUCAUCGUGUCAAAGCAAACGGUCUCACAUCUGUGUGGAUGAAGUGACCCGAACACCCAGAAAACCCAAAAAACCCAGAAAACACCCCAGCCCGACAUAAAUGCAAUGAGGGCUGAAGAUGUCGACGUCGGUUUCAUGACCUCAGUGCUUGGUGAACGAAAGAUUUUUUUUGGGGGGGGGGGAGCGAUCGGGGAAAACAAAACAUAUCAACUCUAAGAGUGUUCAAGCACUGAAAACAGAAACACUAAAGUUCUGGCACUCAAGAAAAAAAAGCAACUGCUUCUGAAAGCAGUGUAUGUAGCAGUGUGCAAUUAGGUUGAAUUUCCUUUUUUGCUCAUUUUUUUUUUUUUUGUUUUUCUUACUACCUGUGUAUAUAAAUAUAUAUUUGUUCCUUUUCAUAUGUAGCACAUAAUUAGUAUUAUGUUGGAAAAUAUAUUUUUUCUUUGGAGGUGUGAGUUUGGUUUGACUUGAAGAGCCACCGUUGCCGUGUGUAGAUUAUUUCCGAAAUGCUGUUCAUUAUUUGUUUUAUUUCACGUUUUGAAGGCAGUGUGCCUGUUUUCAUAUAAAUUUUCAGAUGAGGUACACAAAAUAGUUCUUUUGAAGGGAUCUGGUUGGAUCCGAACAUCUCAGCCUGUUUUUUUUUUUUGUUUUUUUUCAAAGGUGAUGUAAAAGUUCAAACUCUGAGGUCAAACCUUGUAGCAUCAACCAGUAUUACUAUCAGGCACUUCCAUGGAGGAGAAACAUCUCUCACCCUCUUAAAUUAUUUCUUUUGUAUUUCAUCUGUAAUUUGAGUGAGAUUUUCUACUGAUAUUGUUUUGGUUUUGACUCGAUCACCCUUGAUUUUGCCUCUUUUUUUUUUUUUUUUUUUCACUGCAGAAGUGAUCAACCGAAUGCAUCUAAAACACUCUAUAAAUAGAUAUUCUGUGGUGAAACCUGAUGCAUAACUGUAUUUAUAGAGAAAGUAAAUAUUAAUAUUUGAACGAAUUUACACUGCCUGUGUAUUUGUGUACAUAACUUUGUAAAAACACUGAGAAAAUUAAAACUAACUUAUUUAUAUCAAUGCUUUUUUUUUUCUUUGAAAUUAAAAUGGUUUUUGGUCAAGGUUUGAGUCAUUAUUUUUGUAAAUGCUUAUUUUUUUGGUAGCUUCUUCCUUUCUGAUUUUUUUUUUUUUUGUAAUAUUUUAACAAAUUGUAAGAGGUUGCAAACUGAGCCUGAUUAAAAUAUUUGAUAAGUGCUUUUUUGUUAUGUGUGGUUAUACAAUGUGCUGCAAUCAAUUAAAAGAGAAUUAAAUUAUUUCAA